AUGACCGCUGUUGAGAACAUUAGCUGGUCCGAAUUACUCAACAACACCAAUCACACAGCUCAACAUGGUAAUGACGACAGCCGAAUUGCCACGGCAACCGAGACUUUGCGGCAAGCAGCAUACCAAUUCGCCAACGUCCUCAAUGAGCGUGCCAAGCUUUUAGCCAACAGUGCCCAGUUUGAUACAGCGUUACGUGAUGCAGCAGCAAUAAGAGCUCUAUUGCCGGGGUCAGGGCUUGGAUACCUGUGUAUGGGAGACGUGCACUGUCAACAAGGACGUUAUGCAGCAGCGAUUUCCAUAUAUGAUCAAGGACUUGAAGCAGUGCCUGAAUCGGAUCAAUAUUAUCAGCAGCUUCAACAACAUCGAAUGACAGCAAUAGCCAACAACGAUAAACGUGUCGACUUCAUCAGCCGGUUGCCAUUGGAUAUCGUCAUCACCAAUAUUAUACCAAGGCUGGAGCGCAGGUGCUAUUCAGACUUACCACCUGAGCACCUUUAUGUAUCACAUGCAUGGCAGGAGCGUUUCUUGCAGCAACCUCACGGCUUGUACUUUAAUUUCGGCGAAGAGACGGAGACCUUCAAGACGGGCCAUGAUCAGCUCAUCCGAUUCGCACCCUAUGUUCAAACGCUAAAAGGCGAAAUGUUUGAUGAUGCUCAAUUGGACGAUCUUUUUUCUCGAGCACAAUUUUCCAAUCUUAAGGAGCUAGGCAUAUUCUGUGAAUAUACAUCCCCUUGCGCUCGAUUAUUAAAUGGUCUACAAUUGAUUUCUGAUUCAUUGACACGCUUGUCGAUUGAUGGGUACAAUAGUCUCCAAUUACAUGAUAUCCUGGAAGCAUGUCCAAACCUUGUAUCUCUGGCUAUCGAGGAUGCAUACAUUGAUACGUUAUCGCUGUCAUCAUCACAUCAUCCCAAAAUCACACACCUAGCGCUUCAUGACGUACCAGGCACAGAUCUUGAUUCUGAUGAGAUGGGUGAUUUACUCAGCCGGUUUCCUUCUUUAUUGUCAUUCGAGAUUACACCAAUGCCUGAAUCCCGUGCCUUGACGAUUCUACACAAGCAUUGCCCUUAUCUACAGGUCCUUUAUUUCGGGGAAAGAGGCCAUCGCUUAGACAACGUUGAUGUUCAUCCACAUCAAAAAGGAAUCAAGUCGGCUCACCUGGGAGGCUAUGGCGAAGACAUCUAUAUGCAAGAUGACCUGAUCCAGUUCCUGUACUUGCACAGAGAUUCAUUGGAAGAGAUUGUAUUUAACGGCGAUAUCGAUGUUGGCAACGAUGCUUCUUGGAGAAUCGAGAAUGGAAAAGUGAUACUGCAGAGGAACCAUGGAGUACGUUUAUCCCCUGAAAGUGACCCAACUCAAUCAGCGGCGUCAUUCGUGCGACUAGCCAGCAUCAACUUUGCAGGUUCUGAGCCAUCUUUAUCUCUUGGUGUUUUUACGUGGUUGAUAUCGAAUUCUCCCAAUCUCAAAGCCAUCACUAUCAACGAAUCAUAUCUUCAACCAGAUGUCGCAAACGCCAUGAUCAAAUUGAGGCAGCUUUCCAAUCUAGAGAUCGCUCAGCCGUGGAAAAGUGACGAUCAUCAAGGUAUCAUUCGGUUCUUGGAGCAUCAUAUUGGAAUCGGGAAAGAAUCAACGCUCAAAGAAAUCACCAUAAGAACCAGGAGAAUGACGCCUGAAGCAACAUGGAUACCUUUGAUUUCCAAGCUACAAUGUCUCAAGAACCUGAAGUUACAUGCUAAUUUCAUCCCCACAGACUGCUUACGAGCCAUGGAUGAGAUACGACGAGGCUGCCCAGCUUUAGAAGAGUUAACUCUCGGUGUGCGUGGUUGCGAUAUUGGUGACGGCAUCAUCAAUUGUGUUUGUCAACAUUCGAAUCUUAAACAUCUCAGGAUUGGAUCGGAUUCGUUACCCACUCUCAGCCUUAUCCUCAUAGCCCUCUAUUCGAGAUUAGAUAGUCUAUACCUUCAAUGUGAUGUUCCCGAGAGAAUAAUGAAGAUACUACGUAACAAUGUGUCGAAAAUUGUGAUCAAUAAAGCAUAG
Messenger RNA from Lichtheimia ornata, 2034 nucleotides. RefSeq lists its product as uncharacterized. Lineage: Eukaryota; Fungi; Mucoromycota; Mucoromycetes; Mucorales; Lichtheimiaceae. Gene Ontology annotation, molecular function: protein binding. The coding region runs from base 1 to 2034 and encodes 677 amino acids. The transcript is spliced from 2 exons. The record is from RefSeq and is a predicted model, not a curated record.